AUGAAUCCACAGAACCAGAGCAGCGUGUCCGAGUUCCUCCUCCUGGGGCUCCCCAUCCCCCCGGAGCAGCAGGGCAUGUUCUUCGCCCUGUUCCUGGGCAUGUACCUGACCACGGUGCUGGGGAACCUGCUCAUCAUCCUGCUCGUCAGGCUGGACUCGCGCCUCCACACCCCCAUGUACUUCUUCCUCAGCCACCUGGCCCUGUCUGACGUCUCCCUUUCAUCCAUCACUGUCCCAAAGAUGCUGACAAACAUGCAUAGUCAGUGGCAGUCUAUCACAUAUUUGGGAUGCAUUUCACAGGUGUAUUUCAUCGUCUUCUUUGGUUCCCUUGAUGGCUUCCUUCUCACAGUGAUGGCGUAUGACAGGUAUGUGGCCAUCUGUCACCCUCUCCACUACACCAUCAUCAUGAGGGACGAUGUGUGUGUCAUUUUCAUGGUUGGGUGCUGGCUCUCCUCCUGGGCCCAGGCUCUGUUGCACACCCUCAUGGUGGGCCGAUUCAUGAGGCCUGGGAACCAGAGCAGCGUGUCCGAGUUCCUCCUCCUGGGGCUCCCCGUUCCCCCAGAGCAGCAGGGCGUGCUCUUCGCCCUGUUCCUGGGCAUGUACCUGACCACGGUGCUGGGGAACCUGCUCAUCAUCCUGCUUGUCAGGCUGGAUUCGCGCCUCCACACCCCCAUGUACUUCCUCCUCAGCCACCUGGCCCUCUCUGACGUCUCCUUUGCAUCCAUCACUGUCCCAAAGAUGCUGACGAACAUGCAGAGGCAGUGCCGAUCUAUCACAUAUUCCAGGUGAAUUUCACAGGUGUAUUUCUUUAUAUUGUUUGGUUGCCUUGACAGUUUUCUCCUCACAGUGAUGGCGUAUGACAGGUAUGUUGCCUUCUGUCACCCUCUCCACUACACCAGCAUCAUGAGGGAUGAGGUGUGUAUCCUCCUUGUGGUUGGGUGCUGGCUCUCCUCCUGUGCCCAGGCUCUCCUGCACACCCUCUUUGUGAACCAGCUGUCCUUCUGUGCAGGGACGAUAGUUCCCCACUUCUUUUGUGAUCUUGCUGUUGUGCUCAAGUCCUCCUGCUCAGACACCUCCCUCAAUGAGCUGCUCAUCCUCAUCGCAGGAGGAUUGGUGGUCAUCCUGCCAUUGAGUGGGAUCCUGGGCUCAUAUAUCCACCUGGCAGUCAUCAUCCUGAAGGUCCCCUCCCUCCAAAAAAUCUCUAAAGCCUUGUCUACCUGUGGCUCCCACCUCCCUGUAGUGCUUUUAUACUAUGGGACAAUUGCAGGUGUUUACUACUUCCCCUCAUCAGCUGACUCCAAGAACAAGGACAUCAUUGCCUCUGUGAUGUACACGGUAGUCACCCCCAUGCUGAACCCCUUCAUCUACAGCAUGAGGAAUAAUGAUGUGAAACAUGCUCUUAAGAAAAUAUUCAGAGCCAAGGGCACCCCUUAUUGCCAUCAAUUCAAUCCCAUUGUAAUGGGCAUUCACAGGGACUGUAAAAUAGGUCUCCUUAAAACUUCUACUUUGGAUGUCUCAUCACUGAUACCAAUCUUCUCCCAGUCUCAUUUUCUGUUUCCUCGAGUCCUUUUCUUCACCUGA
Messenger RNA from Manis pentadactyla (Chinese pangolin), 1581 nucleotides. RefSeq names its product olfactory receptor 1J4-like. Gene Ontology annotation, biological process: G protein-coupled receptor signaling pathway. Gene Ontology annotation, molecular function: G protein-coupled receptor activity; olfactory receptor activity. Lineage: Eukaryota; Metazoa; Chordata; Mammalia; Pholidota; Manidae. The transcript is spliced from 2 exons. Gene Ontology annotation, cellular component: membrane. The record is from RefSeq and is a predicted model, not a curated record.